AUGAGCAGGCAUAUCUGUUGGAUUUGUAAGCUAUGCAGAGCUGAAUCUAAGAGGUUCCCCUCAAACCUUACUUUAGAAGAGGUUUUAGGAUGGGCCCAAUCUUUGGAAAGUCUGAUGGCUACAAAAUAUGGUCCAAGAGUAUACACAGCAUAUUUAAAAUUGGAGCACAGUGACGAGAACAUUAAAUUCUGGAUGGCAUGUGAAACCUACAAGAAAAUUGCCUCACGGAGGGGCAGAAUUUCUAGAGCAAAGAAGCUUUACAAUAUCUACAUCCAGCCACAGUCCCCUAGAGAGAUUAACAUCGACAGUACAACAAGAGAAGCUAUCAUCAAAAGCAUUCAAGAACCCACUCAAACAUGCUUUGAAGAGGCUCAAAAGAUUGUGUAUAUGCAUAUGGAAAUGGAUUCUUAUCCCAGAUUUUUGAAGUCUGAAAUGUACCAAAAACUUUUAAAAACUGUUCAACCCAAAAGCCCUUGAGUGCUACCCAGAAGUUCAAACGGAAGAUGGCACAUUGCAAGUGUUAACUUAAAUUUAGAAAAAAAUACAAAAUGAGAAUGAAAGGAGAAAUGAAACAGAAUUCAAGCCAUAAAUUGAUUUCUAGUUCCCAAAUGAAAUGCAUUCCAAAUAUAAUGAGCUCGCAAAUACUGCAGCACAAUUUAUAGCAUACUUACAGAGAGGAAUUAACAGAGAAGGAAAAGAAGCUAGCUUCAUCAUACAAACACUAUAACAUUUUUACUAGACGAGGCAACUCAUGAUCUUUUCUCAUUAAAGAAAUUUAGCAGCCAUAGCACAGACAACUUGUUUUAAAACCCUUGCUCUCUAAAUUAUGUCUCUAUGUAUUCUACAGAUAUGCUCAAAAUAACUUGAAUUAGUA
Molecule: messenger RNA, 874 nt
Organism: Peromyscus eremicus (cactus mouse)
Lineage: Eukaryota; Metazoa; Chordata; Mammalia; Rodentia; Cricetidae
Gene: Rgs13
Product: regulator of G protein signaling 13
Exons: 4
Coding region: 1-477 (158 amino acids)
Source: RefSeq, a predicted model, not a curated record